GAUAGGAGGAACAAAACAAGGAAGAGGAAGAGACACAGAAGGGACCGCAAAUGGAGGAGAUAUUGGAAGAAAAAGAAACUGGCCAGGGAACGUGCCAGUGAAGAGAAGAACAGUGGAGGAAACUGGAGCAAGAAUGGAAAGAAAGACACUAGAAGGGGAAGAAUAUCACCAGAAUGGACGAAACCGUGAAAAUCGGAGGGAAGAAGAUUGGGAAGCAAUACAUGAGAGUCGAAUACCAGUCAAAAGUAACAGUAAAAUUUGGGAAGAGUGGAGUUCUAUGAACGAGAGCACGCAAUCAGGAGAUGAAAGGGAAGACCUGAAGAACUGGAGGAAUGAAUACGAGAAACGAAGCAAGGGUAUUCCACGCUAUAAAAGGAACAUUAACGGAAAGGACGCGGAAGGAAGCAUGAAAGGAGAAUGGAGGAGAAGCAAAACAGAUCUCAGUAACUCGGUAAACACCCGUAGAAAUAUUAGAAUGAAGAGACGAGCCAGUCAUGAGCCAAUAAAGAGGAGGAACAGCGACGGAAUGACAAGAUUGCCGAGAAGUAGAAGCAUGGGAAGAAAGCUUAAGAGAAGUUUUGGAGACAGUACCGAACGCUGGGUAAAAGGGAACCACAACAACAACAACAAAAUCUACAACAACCACCAAAAUUACAGUGGAAAAAGAGGGACUGUUGAAGGAUGGAGAAGAGGACGCAAAGGGGACGCCGCAAACUGGUUUAGCGACAGACAAAGCUACAACAAGUUCGGUGGCUGGAGCAGAGGGAGGGACGCGCUGGACAGUGGGCGGGGCGACUCGGGUGUGGGAACAGGGCCACACGCUGCGGGAGUGACAGACUACGACGCGGUCUACCGUCUCAGUUACCAAGAGGCGCUUGAGAGCACUAGGUUGGGGUCGCCUCGGCAGCUGACCCGCAGCCUGAGUGAGGGCACCGUGUUUAGGAGGAUCGCGAACCUGGAAAGGAAGAAAACCGUUCGUAAAUAUGGCCUCAUCAAGCGGUCCAGGAGCGCUGACCGCAUCCUCUACGCCCCGCACAAGUGGUACUACGCCAGGAUCGCUCGACGCGAGGCGAAACAGAGGACGCGCAAGGCCGAGGAGGAAGCCCGACUAGCAAAGGAGGCUGGUGAGUCUCCGCCCGUGAAGCCCAACGUAGAGAUUCUGUCGCUGGACGCCUCUCUGUCUGGCCCCAUCGCAUCGCUGCAGGAGGGCGUCAUCUCAGGUAUGGAGGUCCAAAACACAAACGGCGCCCUCCUGACUUCCAGACCCGACCACCUGCAGUUCACCUACGCAGUACAGGUGGACGGUGAGGAGCCCGCGAGGAGGGUCGGGCAGCGGGGCGGAGCAUGGGCGGCAGGCACUGAGGGCGAGGGCGGCCGGCUGCAUGUGGGCGCUCCGGGCAAGAAGAAAGACAACCUCUCCACUCGUCUGGAGUCUGUACUGCAGGAGAAAGCUCGGGCGGAGGACAAGCGGCAGAAAUUAUUCAACCAAGCCAGAGAACUGCACGAGAAGAUACAGAGGAAAAGAGAGAAGCGGCGGCAGGAAUGGUGGACAGCGUGGACGGACGAGCGGCGGAAGGGGAUGCAGCUGGAAGAGAAGCAGGCGUCCCUCCGUCGGGAGCUGGACGCCUUGCACCAACGCAUCAUCGGGCUCAUCAUGAAGCGAGUGCCACUGGUCACGGGAGUGCGAGACGAACCCUCCAGACGGGCAAAUUACAAAAUCUCCAUCAUCCGCCUGAGACAUGAGAUUGAGGACCUGAAGCGGCGGGUGGAGGCGAUGCACAUCAAGGUGGAGGCAGAGAAGAAACUGAGGAGCCACGCUGAGCAGGAAGUCAAGACACUGAGGUCGGAGGUGAGUCGCAAGAAGGCCAACAUGGCACUGACACAAGUCAGGUCCAGCAGCCUGCGACACCUCCCGCUACUGCCGCGCGAUUUGGUGGUGCGCAUGUGAGGGCCACCGCUGCUGCCUCUUCCCUUGACACACCAGGAUUCUCAUCUUCUCUAGGCGCCUCGCGAGUCUCUGCCUGCCCUAUGGUAUGGUAUUGUGGCGAUGUGUGGUGGGGCUCUGUGGGUUAUGUUGCACAGAGCGGAACAGUAUCCAUUCUCUCGCCAUGUUUGGAAUGUUUAGCGGUGUGGCGACCAAAUGCUUCGCUGUGAACGUUUUAAGGACGUCACAUUAGUCUGGUGAUCUGUGGUGAUGGUAAGCUAAGGUGUUGUGACGACAAGUGAACUCACAAUCACUGCUGACGGUAGUAGAAAAAAGUGAAAGAAUAUUGCUUCCUCUUAAAUUGUCGGUAAUAUCGAAUGACCCCUCUCACAGGCUCACAUUGCUGAUCUGAAGAAUAUGCGUGAAUAUUCAGGAGACCCAGUGAGCUUGUGAGACGCGGUCCAGUGAAUAGCCUGAACUCAGCGCCUACAACCUCCCCUUGAAUGACAGGUAUUACCGGUGGCCUCUCUGACCGCGUGUCUGUGGCCUGGGAAAUAUCCGCAAGGGGUGAACUUGUACAUAUGAACUAUUUCUACUGUGUGGAAAAUCGGUGUAUCUUCUCCCAUUCCGAGGACCAAGCGUUGGAAAGCCCACUGGGAGCCACCCUUGGGUUCGCAUCCCGCUAAGAUCGCACAAGCCGUUGAUCGUCUCCUCGAAAACUAAAUCCCAUGUAAAUAUGUUUUGUGAAAAUGAUGUACUCUUUUGAAUGUAACUUUAAAAUAAAGAUGAAUAUAACUUUA
Molecule: messenger RNA, 2724 nt
Organism: Scylla paramamosain (green mud crab)
Lineage: Eukaryota; Metazoa; Arthropoda; Malacostraca; Decapoda; Portunidae
Exons: 7
Coding region: 134-1948 (604 amino acids)
Source: RefSeq, a predicted model, not a curated record